GUUUGCUUUGUCAACCAACCAUCCAUAACGAUGUUCAUUAUGUUUUUGCAUAUUUGACCAUCUCUGUUGUAAUUUUAAGCACAUUAAUCACUCUAUGCCACUCAUAGAUAGGCAGGAUAACAUGUAAUUCUCCCUUGUAUGCACAAUUAUGUAGGCCUAUGUAUUUGCAUGUGCAGGGAAAUACCAUAAUGCAAGCAGCUGAUUAGCAUCCUAACUGCAGCAUAGGGACCAUCAUCACUGCAGCUGUGCUGUUGGAUCAUCUGAACUACAGACAUCUGACAGGAAAGGCUGGAGAGUGGAGCUGCAGCCAUGAAUUAUUUGCGUCGGCGUCUCUCGGACAGCACGUUCAUCUCCAACCUGCCCAAUGGCUACAUGACAGACCUCCAGAGGCCUGACCCUGCUCAGCCUCCUCCACCUGCCUCCACCACCCCGGCCAAGUCUCCUACAGCAGGGCCUACACCUCCAGCCACUUCCCCGGCUCCAGAGAGGAAACCCCAGCAAUCUCAGUCCACCGGAGCCGGUUUCUUUAGCUCCAUCACCAACGUUGUUAAGCAGACAGCUGCCUCAGCUGGGCUAGUGGAGCAGACCCAAGUCACGACACCUAAGAAGUUCAAGAUCCUCUUGGUUAUCGAUGAACCACAGCAGGAGUGGGCAAAGUUAUUCCGGGGAAAGAAAGUACAUGGGGAUUAUGACAUCAAAGUGGAGCAGGCUGAAUUCAGUGAGAUCAACGUCAUGGCUCAUGCCAACGGGACCUGCAACAUUAACAUGCAGGUUUACAGGAAUGGUACCAAGGUUGUCAGGUCAUUCAAGCCAGACUUCGUCCUCAUUCGUCAACAUGCCUUCAGUAUGACCCAGAAUGAAGAUUUUCGCAACCUGAUCAUUGGUCUGCAGUAUGGAGGCGUCCCAAGCAUCAACUCCCUUGAGUCCAUCUACAACCUGUGUGACAAGCCGUGGGCGUUCGCCCAACUUAUCAACACCCACAGGAAGCUGGGUGCUGAGAAGUUCCCUCUGAUUGAGCAGACUUUUUAUCCAAACUACAAGGAGAUGGUAAGCAUGCCGUCAUUCCCUGUUGUUGUGAAGAUUGGACAUGCCCACUCCGGUAUUGGAAAGGUGAAGGUGGACAAUCACAGUAAGUUCCAGGACAUAGCCAGCGUCGUGGCUCUCACCCAGACGUACACCACCACAGAGCCUCUCAUCGACUCCAAGUACGACAUCAGAAUCCAGAAGAUUGGCACUGACUACAAAGCCUACAUGAGAACAUCUAUAUCUGGUAACUGGAAGACCAACACAGGCUCGGCUAUGCUUGAACAGGUGGCCAUGACUGACCGGUACAAGCUGUGGGUCGACACCUGCUCAGAGAUUUUCGGGGGUCUGGAUAUUUGUGCAGUCAAAGCCAUCCAUGGGAAAGAUGGCAGAGAUUAUAUCACAGAGGUGACGGGCUCAUCCAUGCCACUGGUAGGGGAGCACCAGGCCGAGGACAGGCAGCUCAUUGCUGACAUGGUGCUAGCCAAAAUGAACCAGUCAGCGGAGAAGGAAGCAAAUGCUCCCCAGAGACCCACCACCAUACAGCCAUCCCAGGGAACUGGCCAGAAGGGAGAGAUUGUCGGUGAACCCACUAAGAACGGUGCUGGGCGCCCACCUCAAGGUUGUCUGCAGUACAUUCUCGACUGUAAUGGCGUUGCAGUGAGUCCGAAACCAGUCCAGGCUAACUGAGUCACCCAGGAGAAUUGGGACAGUCAGUCUCAGAGUCUUGAUUGAACACCUUAGCUGAACACAAGCGCAGACGUGUGUGUGUGGAUGCCGAUAGCAAGAAUCCGAUCUUGGUGACAUUAGCUCGGCACAGCUGAGUGCUGGCCUGGACUGUGUUUUUAACUCUAUGCAGUGUCAAAAUGUACUGUCUACUUGUUGACCUGUUGAUUUGUGUGCUUGUAUAGGUCACCUAUGUUUCAGUAGCUGUGGUUUUUCUUUGGGGCUGUUGUUGAUGAUGUAAAAAGCAGAUUGUGCCUACACUGAGUUCAGUGCUGCUCUGUGCUACCUGUUCGACCCAGCUAUCAAUCUUUUUAUUUGCCCCCUACCCCUUACUGUUUUCUAUUUUGCUGUGUAUCUUUAGAUAUUGUUCAAACUGUGGAUUAUCGUGCAGUUUGAAGUUUGUGUAUAUCUCAAUAUGUAUACAGUACGUGAGUGUGUAUGGCUGUAGUGGUGAUUAUUUUUCAUACUAAUACUAAUAGAUAUUUAUUUUUGUUUUGCAUGAUUGAUACAAAGGCAGGUGCAAGUCAGUUAUUAACGUCUGAUCAAGUGGGAUGUUCAUGUAACAUCGCUGUUUUACCCAAGCUGUGUUUCCUGUGAUUCAUGCAUUGUGAAUGUGUCAUGACAAGUGCAUAUAAGUUCUACAGGAUACAUGUAUUCAUUACCAAACAUGCAUUAACACGGUGAGCACGACAGUGUACACUCCUGUAUACACAUACAACAGAGACAUACAGUAUGUUGCCUUUCUUAAAGUUCAUUUUUUUCAUCUAUGAUAAUGUCACUAUGUCACAAGAGAAGAGAUUAUUUAAAGAGAUUAAUAUGAAUAGAUAGACACAUAAUAAAUAUUAAAAUUAGUCUAAGAUUCUAGAUUUUAUUAAGUAGGAUGUUGUGCAGGUGUCUGCAUGCACAACUUAAAUAUAUUUGUAUAAUUUUAAACCAAAGAGUAAAUUAUUUACUUUCAAUCACAGUCUUUGCACUCCAGUAACCCACAAUGUAAAUAUCAGCUAGGGGGACUGCAGUUUGCCACAUGGAGUGUGUAAUGUCAUCAGAGAACAGCGCUCCAAGACAAUACUUAUGUUGUGUUGUAAAUCACAUGCCAGUGAAUCGAUGCUGUAUUCAAACUGUUGUUGUCUUCUUGCGUUCAGUUGUGUGGAAGCAGACAUUACAGCUGAUAAUGGAAGGUGUAUAAUGUAUGAUCUGCCAUGAAAUGUCAGAUAUAAAGUCCCCCCCUGUGGCCCUCGUGCUGGAUAUCGGCAAUCAUGAUGGUGUUGCCAUGACAACAAUGCUGUGCUCUGUGGUUUAGUGUGGACUUGUGUGCCUGUGUUACUGCCAUUCAAAGAUUUAAUAACUUAAGACACUCCUCCUGUGAGUUCAUGGAAAGUGCAAUACAAAUCUUUUGUUUUUAACUAAAUAAUGUAUUUAUUUAUUUAGAAAUCAGAUCUUCCAUCAUAUUUAUUCAA
This is a messenger RNA of Thunnus maccoyii (southern bluefin tuna), 3206 nucleotides long. RefSeq names its product synapsin IIa (gene syn2a). Lineage: Eukaryota; Metazoa; Chordata; Actinopteri; Scombriformes; Scombridae. Gene Ontology annotation, cellular component: synaptic vesicle membrane; synaptic vesicle. The transcript has 12 exons. Gene Ontology annotation, biological process: neurotransmitter secretion. Bases 310 to 1713 code for a protein of 467 amino acids. Gene Ontology annotation, molecular function: ATP binding. The record is from RefSeq and is a predicted model, not a curated record.